AUGGCUUUGAGCCCCACGGUCGAGCAGCUUCACGGUGUCUCACGCAUCUCGCACGAUGAACUCCAAGCACCGGAGGAAUGUGGUCGCACGGUGGUCGCACGGUGGUCCUGUGAUAUGACCAGCGAUUCGCCAUCUUCAAGAGAUGUUCCAUCAGAGGAUGGGCGCUGUGUCAUGAGAAAGAACACCUUCCCCCUGCGGAGAACGGCGGGGGACGUCACGUGGGCAACGGUGACGCCACAGGAGAUGCAGCGCCUGGAGGAAAAGCAGGUGGAGGCGCGGCGGCUUUUGGAGGAGAAAGUGGAGAAGGUCUCCCAGCAAUUGGCGCAGGUGCCAGAAAGACGGACGCUGCUGGAAGCGCCAGUGCAACGAAGUCAAGACAUGCUGGCUGUCUCCCUGGAGAGUGCCUCAGACGAGGCGGCACGGCACAGGGCAAAGGCUGCAGAGGAGUGGAGCUAUGCUGAGAGACAUGCCGCAUGGUACUCCUUGUUGUGCGUCGUGCCCACUGCCGCCGCUCUGGAGAACGCCGAAUUGGUGAAGCUUUCCCAUCACUUGGGCAGGCAGUUCCAUCAACGGUUGCAGGAACCGGUGCACGUGGACUUCGGGGAGGUCCUGCGGGAAGUGAAGAAGACCCACUCAGCUGUCUCCUCGGAUUUCCGCAUGGUUUUGGGUGAGAUCGGCAAGAUCCAGCAGGCCCUCCACUUGGACUUUGCGCGGACCCCUGGAAGCCAUCCCGGGUUCCACCCAGCCCGGGUUCGACCCAUGAAAGAUUUCCGGGCUUUGGUGCCCUUCGCUGUGGCCAUCCUCUUCAUCGUCGUCUAUUUCACAGCCGCCGGGGUGCGAAUGGGACGUGGAAUGGAUGCGUUCACGCGUGCGCAGAGGGUGCUGCUGGUCCGCUUUGAAGACACCUUAGUGGCCCCGCCCACGCAGCGCGUGACCCGGGAUAUCUCCGUGGUCCGACUGCCUCGGCUCUACUUCUGCCCGGCGGACCGAUACCGACACGAUCGCUUGAUUUGGAAUUCCUACGACUGCUCAUUGAACUACAAGACAGAGAGUGACAAGUGCAGCGCACGGAUCCAGCACUUUGGAGGUGAAGAGCCCGAGACCUUCAAACAUGGUGCCAACUGGUCCUCAGCAUGUUUGGAGUUUGGCACUCACAAAAUCGGUGUGAAGCAGGAAUGGAGUGCCGCUUGGAAUGAGAUCUCCUUGAAGGCAGCCUUCCUUUUACCAGCUCACGGGGACACAAAGGAUGUCUUCCAGGAGAUUGAGCUGGGAUACUUGCCCAAGGAGUGGGAGGUGGGCGAAGCGCCGUCGACCAUCGAGCACUACUACGCCCCAUUGAUUCGCGUGCCCAUCUUCCAGCCGCCCUUGGACUCGCACGCCUCGGAUGGCAUCGCCACUCGGAUGUACCUGGCCGAGCAGGAGGACCACGGCCGUCAUGAAGCGGGAGACUUCUGGUACGUCUAUGGUGCUUCGAGCAUGCCCGUGGUGAACGCCACCAUGCCCGAGUACCGCUUCUUUGAGAAGGACGGCGAAUGGGUGCGCGCACCUAAGAGCCGACGAGCGCUGGCGCACAUCGUGAUCACCUUGGAGGACUUCACCAAAUAUGAGUACCGAGUGCAGCCUGUGAUUUACCCUUUGCUCUCGCUCUUCAGUCAGGUGAGCGGUGUGUGCGCGCUCUUUUGUUGGGCCUUCUUCAAGAGUCCGCUGAUGGGCCGGAAACUGAUCGCCGAGGCGGAAGAGGGGCCGUCGCCCGUGUCCGAAGCCGGGCGGCGGCCUGGCCGUGUGGCGACGCACCAGGGCGCAGAAUACCGGACCAUUGCAGAUGCAGAAGAGGAGGAGCAACAGGGCUUGCUCGACGCCUCGACUGCUCGGAACCCGGAGACGUCGCUGUUGGAAGCUGCGGAAGGUGAAGGGCUGUGA
Messenger RNA from Durusdinium trenchii, 1920 nucleotides. The record is from the annotation of a GenBank genome assembly. Lineage: Eukaryota; Dinophyceae; Suessiales; Symbiodiniaceae.